UCACGCGUCCACCCGAAAAAUGUCUGGACGGUAUUGGAAUUGAUUAAAAACUUUCUGGCAACCUCCGUCUCAAACAUGGCAACACGCUCCAACUUCAAGCGGGCAAUGGCUCCCCCGCAACCCAAUGUCAUUGCCUCGCUACGCAAUGCAUCGAUGCUGGAGGAUUCCAAAGCCGUGCUGCCAGCAGAGCUCAUCAACACCAUCCUCGAUUAUCUGCCCGUCCCCGACAUGUUCAGAUUCGCACGGACCUCGAAACGCAUGCAAGAAAUGGUGUACGAUGACACCCGAUGGAUACAGAGACUCAAAAGUAUGGACUGCUGGAACGAAGCCGAGGCGAGGAAGAGAUUCGAGGAAGCUAUGCGGAGAAAACAAGAGGCACAGCGAGCAGAGGAAGCGCGUAGGGCAGGUGUCGCUCCGCCUGGCGGUGUGAACGGCCUUCAACCACACGAUCCCCAGGGGAGGACGAGUACCACGCUGUUUGAUAUUGGAAUUGAAGAAGAGAAACAGCGGAGGUCUGUGGACGAUAGGUCUAAAGAGGGGACAUUGGGACAGGGACUCAACGACUUGACGCUACAACCAUCGCAUCCAGUGCCCUCUCCGACCGUGCAAGCAUAUACAAUCGAUCCGCAUCUGGCCUUGAAAGUGAUAUCACGGGCCAAGUCUAUUAGAGGAAUGGCACGACAAGAGUAUGGGAAAAUCUACGGAGCUUUGGCGCCCUACUACUUCGACCUCGCCCGGUCACAGAGCCAUACCGAUCCUAUACUAUUCCGGACAUAUCGCGAUCCUGAACAACAAGCUGUCAUGCUGGCCCAGAUGAAGAUUUUUGCAAGGAGCGAUUUCUCUCAAGGCUGGUAUCAGCGUGAGCAAAAGCUGGACACGAUGAUGGGCAUUUUCGAGAAUGCCGCCUUGCGUGAGUUCGAGCAAGGGUACGAUACCAAGGAUUUUGAUGGCAAGAUGAAGAGAUACACCCAGGUCCUCGUCUCUCUGAACGGGGGUGCAGCUGCGAUCGACUCCUUCAUUCAUAACCACCCGUUAAUGCUGGAAAAAGAAAAGCUGGGCAAUCCUGCCGACUGUAUGCGAGUAGCAGGUCAUGGCAGCAUCUCUCUUCAACCUUCGCUUGAUUUCUUCAAGGGACUAGCAGUCACUUUGAGCGAAGAAGCUAGUCUAAUCGACCGUGUGUUCCCUCCGACUGUCGACAUCAUGCUGCCUUUUCUUGAACGUGUCGCAGAAGACGUCAUCUCCGAGUACAUUACACCCCUGUUUGAUGAAGCCCAUGACGCGAGUAUAGAGGUCUAUCUGAAAGCCGUAUCUGGAGUGUUUGACCAGGCGUCCCAGCUUGCCAUAUCCAUACAGCCCACGCGAGCCUCACGCCCGGAUUUCAGGGAAGAAGCGAUGCAAAUCAUCUACCGAUGUUUCGAGCAGCAUGUCGAUCUGUACUUGCAGGAAGAAACAGAGCACUUCAAACGAGGAACCUCUGCCGAGGUAGAAGCAUGGGAGAAGCGUUUGAUUGACGAAGAGCAGAGCGCCGAAUCUUUCUUCAUGUCGAAUGUCAGUCGUCAAGCUGCGAAACGCGACUUCAUGUCUUCAUUCAAGAAGGUGGUGAUGGCGCCUGUAAAUGUGCUUCCCACGUUUGGAACAACCAGCUCCUCGAAACCUGCCUCCACGGGCCCAUCUUUAAAUGGCAGCACUCUGGACCUGCCGUCGCGAUCUACCACUCCCAAUCCAUUGGAACGUUCAGCGUCCCCACAAUCCCUCGAAGCACCCACUUCGGAGCUUGCCGCCAAAGCAGCCAUCAUGAAUUCGCGGCUUGAAGGCAUCCGCAGUUUGUUCAGCAUCGAAGUUGCGUUGAACCUAACCCACACAUGCAAGUCGAGUUUGGAGAGAGCAGCGCGGUUCGUCAGGCUCGGUGGGCAAUCGGGUGAAGAGGCCAAAGAGCAGUGCGAGCAUAUGUUCAUCAGCUUGCUUCAAACGUUGGGCGGUCGGCACAUGAAGCCUGGGUUCGACAAAGCUGUCAACCACAUGGCUGCUUACAAGCCCAGAGAGGUCACUGAUCACAGCAAAGAGGGGGUGGCACCGCUUGUUGCUUUUCUUGAAUUGGUGAACGUUGGAGAUUUGAUCCAACAGAUGGUUGAGGUAUUCUACUUGCAGGAACUGGUGGCAGCCAAGUUGACGGACCAAGACGAUUUCCUGAGUCCAGCUGCCAAGGAAAAGAAGCGCUUCGAGCAGAUGUUGGACGAGCGAGUUGCGGCCGGAUUGAACAAAGGCAUUGACGUGCUCAUGGACGAGGUGGAGUACAUAUGUGGCAGCAUGCAGCUACCCACCGAUUUCAACCCUGCAGCAGGGCCCAACGGCGUGGCGCAGGUCUUUGACAUUGGGCCCAGCCACGCGGCCAGGAGGAUCAUCGACAUGGUGUCGUCCCACACGAGCAUGCUGGUAGGUAGCACGGAGAAGACGGUGCUGGAUGUGUUCAACCAGGAAGUCGGGUUGCGCCUGUUCACGGCGCUAUGCAAGCACCUCAAGCGGCAGAGAAUCAGCGUGGAGGGCGCAAUCAAGUUGAUCAGCGACAUGAAUGCGUACAACAGCUACAUUGUCUCGCUCCGCAACAAAUCUCUGACGCAGUACUUUGCGGCGCUGCGCGAGAUGUCGCAAAUCUACCUCAUCGACCCGAAGAACGCAAAGGAGAUUGCCACCAUCAUCGCCGACUCGGAUCGGUACCACGGCAUCUUCAGAGCGGAGGAGGUGUAUGAGUUCGCGGAGAGGAGGGCUGACUGGUACCAGAUCCGCAGUGCGGUCGAGAAGCAAAUGUACGGGGUUGGAUGCAGCGUUAUGUAA
Messenger RNA from Periconia digitata, 2832 nucleotides. Lineage: Eukaryota; Fungi; Ascomycota; Dothideomycetes; Pleosporales; Periconiaceae. The record is from the annotation of a GenBank genome assembly.